Messenger RNA from Cyprinodon tularosa, 4302 nucleotides. RefSeq names its product proprotein convertase subtilisin/kexin type 1 (gene pcsk1). NCBI's taxonomy places the organism in Eukaryota, Metazoa, Chordata, Actinopteri, Cyprinodontiformes, Cyprinodontidae. Bases 432 to 2747 code for a protein of 771 amino acids. Gene Ontology annotation, molecular function: serine-type endopeptidase activity. The record is from RefSeq and is a predicted model, not a curated record. The transcript has 14 exons. Gene Ontology annotation, biological process: protein processing. Gene Ontology annotation, cellular component: trans-Golgi network; Golgi membrane.
UAUCUAUUUCAGAGAUAAACGCUCGGGAUAUGUUUAGUCCUCCUACCUCCCAUUUAGACUUUCUCCGACAGGGACCGGCAACCAAUCUUACCAAAGGUAUACGCCAAACUGACGUCAGAGCAUCAGGAAUUUUUGACGUGUGAACGCCCCCACCAUCACCACCAUCAACAUCACGACCACAGACAAGCACUGACACCAGCCCAUCCUCUCAGCAGUAUUUCCUCUGCCACAACAAGCAGUUCUAUUCAUCCCAGACAGCGAGUUUGGAAAUACGCUGAAUCUGAUUUCAAAGGAGCUUUUUAAAUUUAUUUCUUCUGUUUAUCUGGUUGUUAUAAAUACGCAACGUUUACCUUUGGCAGUUUUUUUGCGCCGCCGAUUUUUGGAGAUUACACUUUUCUUUUCUUUUCUUAUCUGUUUGAUUUACCUUUGAUAUGGAAAUGAGAUGUGGUCCAGCGGUGAUGUGCUGUGUGUUCACCGUCCUCUGCUCCUUGCUGUCCGGCUCUCAGGCGUUGUCUUACGCGGACAGGCAGUACCUAAACGAGUGGGCUGUGGAGAUCCCCGGCGGGCUGUCCGCCGCCGAGGCCAUCGCCAAGGAGCUGGACUACCAGCUGGUUCGACAGAUUGGGGCCCUGGAAAACCAUUUCUUGUUCAGAAAUCACAAUCACCCCCGCAGAAUGAGACGCAGUGCCGGGCACAUGACCAGCCAGCUCUCAGAGGAUGAUCGGGUGUUGUGGGCAGAGCAGCAGUAUGAGAAGCGGCGAAGCAAGCGAGCCGCCCUAAGGGAGUGCAGGGACUGCUCAGUGGAGAAGCUUUUUGAUGAUCCAAUGUGGAACCAGCAGUGGUACCUACAAGACACCCGGACGUCGUCCUCGCUGCCAAAGCUGGACCUCCAUGUAAUCCCUGUGUGGCAAAAGGGCAUCACUGGGAAGGGAGUGGUGAUCACCGUCCUAGAUGACGGACUGGAGUGGAACCACACAGACAUCUAUGCUAACUACGACCCAGCAGCCAGCUACGAUUUCAACGACAAUGACCCGGAUCCUUUCCCCAGAUACGACUCCACCAAUGAAAAUAAGCAUGGCACUCGAUGUGCAGGUGAGAUUGCAAUGCAGGCCGACAACUAUAAAUGUGGCGUUGGAGUGGCAUACAACUCCAAGGUUGGAGGCAUUCGUAUGCUGGAUGGAAUAGUGACCGAUGCCAUUGAGGCAAGCUCCAUUGGAUUCAAUCCUAACCACGUGGACAUCUACAGUGCCAGCUGGGGGCCCAAUGAUGAUGGCAAGACUGUAGAGGGUCCUGGCCGCCUGGCUCAGAAAGCAUUUGAAUAUGGCAUUCAGAAGGGUCGAGGUGGAAAAGGCUCUAUCUUUGUCUGGGCAUCAGGUAAUGGAGGGCGGCAGGGUGAUAACUGUGACUGUGACGGAUACACAGACAGCAUCUAUACAAUCUCAAUCAGCAGCGCCUCACAGCAGGGCCUGUCUCCAUGGUACGCAGAGAAGUGCUCUUCCACCCUAGCUACAGCAUACAGCAGUGGAGACUACACAGAUCAGAGAAUUACAAGCGCUGAUCUUCACAACGAGUGCACUCAGACUCACACUGGGACUUCAGCUUCUGCCCCACUGGCUGCUGGGAUAUUUGCCCUUGCAUUGGAACAAAAUCCGGAUCUUACCUGGAGAGACCUGCAGCACAUUGUGGUAUGGACCUCAGAAUUUGAUCCUCUGGCCAAUAACCCAGGGUGGAAGCGGAAUGGUGCUGGGCUGAUGGUUAACAGCCGCUUCGGAUUUGGACUUCUCAAUGCCAAAUCACUUGUAGAGCUUGCUGACCCAACUGUAUGGAAGCAUGUGCCAGAAAAGAAGCAGUGCAUCAUUCGAGAUGACUCAUUUCAACCAAGAGACCUAAAGGCAGCAGGAGAGAUCACUAUAGAGAUUCCAACUAAAGCCUGUGCGGGCCAGGAAAAUGCUAUCCAUUCUCUAGAGCAUGUGCAAGUGGAGGCAAGCAUUGAAUAUACCCGGAGAGGAGACCUGCACAUCACACUCACCUCCCCAGCUGGUACAACAACUGUACUGCUGGCAGAAAGAGAAAGAGACACAUCAUCAAAUGGCUUCAGAAACUGGGACUUUAUGUCUGUUCAUACAUGGGGAGAAGACCCUGCAGAUACUUGGACCUUAAAGAUCACAGAUACUUCAGGGCGGAUGGAAAACAAGGGAAGGAUCUUGAAUUGGAAGCUGAUACUCCACGGAACAUCAGAAAAGCCAGAACACAUGAAGAAACCCCGAGUCUACAUUCCUUACAAUGCUGUUCAGAACGACCGCCGGGGUGUGGAGCAUAUGGAUGACAUGAUGGAGGAGCCCACACAGCCCCUCCCUCCUCAGAAGACUGAGCCUGCAGAAGCAUCUCCUUCACGCUCAGAGAAAGAGCCCAAAACGUCUUCAAGCAGCUCUCCUUACUCCCCUUCCUUGGCCCUGUUGCGACUCCUUCAGACGGCCUUUAAUCGACAGGCAUCUCAGGUUCCCCAGGCCGCAGCAAGGCCUCUCUCUGCUUGGAGGAAGCAGCAGCAGAGCCAGGGUUUCCUUCCUCCUCCAACAAAACUCCCAGCUCAGAAGCUGUAUCAGGCUCUGGACUUGAUCAACAAGUUUAAGGGCCCAGAGGACAACCUCUACAGUGACUACAGUGACGGCUUCUACAACAGCAAACCAUACAAGCACAGAGACGACCGGCUGCUGCAGGCCCUGUUUGAAAUGUUGGAUGAUGAGUAGAAGCAGGAGGCAUAGGGUGCAGGGGGCAGGAGAGGUUACUCCGCCAUUGGAUUGGGAGCAGAGGAACAAGCAAGGAGAUAAAAGAAGGCAAAUAGAUAUCAAACCUCUGGAGGCUAAGUGGAAAUGAAAUUUACCCAAAAAUGCUGCAUUUCUGAUUUUAUUUUCUAACCCAUAAAUGUUCAAUGACCUGUUCUUUUACUCAAUUCUUGGAGAAGUAAACUUUCCUAAUGUUAUUUCAAAUAUUGACAUGUUUAGAGCUCAUGUGUUGUAAAAUGUAUCUUCAUGUGGUGAAUCUAAACGCAUUUAACCAGAAUUAAAGGGAUGUAGGGAGAUAUGGUGGCCUUGGCUUUCUUAUCUGUACUGCCUGCUCAAGCAUGCCACCGUUUAAAUCUAGGUUUUGCAGUAGUAUCUAUAUCGAUUUGAUCAUCUUUAGACAAUGAUUGUAAUAUGGUUUGAAAGCCCAUUUAGCAAUUCUAUCUAUGUUUAGUUAUUCCUGAUGUUCUAAGCUAUUAAUAUGUUUUCUUUAUCCCCCACUGUGUAUAAGUUGGUCCUAAAAAUCUAAAAUGAUGAAUAUAUUAGAGAAAUUCAAGAAAUUGAGAAAAAAAAAAACGAAACGGACAUGAUUUUUUUAAGUUGGUGUUUAAUCUCUUCUCAGGGUACCGACUAAACAAGAAAAUAACUGCUUUAUUUUCUGUAUUCUAAGAAGUAUUAAGAGAAAUAUAUAUUAUUCUUAAAAAUGACAAUGAAAUGGUUUGAACAUGAUAUCAAAUGAGAAUAAAUCAUAAGUGAAGAAAAACAAAAAAAAAUUGGUAAAAAAGAAAUACAGUAGGCUGAGUCAGCACCCCAACAUUUUAAUUUUUAUGAGUGCAAUUCUGCAUUAAAGAAGUUAUUUUUAUAUAGAUGUCUUAAACUUUUACAAUCAGUUUAAUGGAACAUCCAAACUUUUUAAAAGUGCUUUUCUUUGGGGGUGGGGUUUCAGUUCACAAACUAUGUGGCAGCAAAAUCUAUAUAAUUAUUAAUAGGUACAACUCCAAACACUGCCAACGCGCUUCUGUCAGAAAGCUUAGCAAAAACAAAAGAUAAGAUGUUGUUUUCCAGCAUAUGUACCAGUACAAAAAAAAAAAACAACUCACUUGGCCAAAACCUCCUUAGAAUAGAGGCUCAACCUUGAAGCACUCUUGCACAUUCAUGUUGGAUGCCUUAAUUCCUGCUAUAAUUACUGUGCCCGCUUAAUCUCUACGAGUUUUUUCUGAAUCUAGUCUCAAGAGUUUGUGACAUGAAUCCUCAUAAAACCUUUAUGCAGAGUCCCUACUCUUUGGCUUCAAGCUGUCUGCCCCACUUUGCAGCCAGCAAAAUCACAGUAAUAUGAUGAUGUUUGCAUAAAGCUUCCCAUGCUCCACUUUAUCUAUCCCUAAGAGUAGCCUGUGCAGUUUUCUUUGUUUUUCUGUUGACAGAUUAUUCAGUCAACUGUUGUUUACACAAACUGAGAUUUUGUUGCAAUUUCUGUAUGUAUGUAUAAACAAAUAAUAAAUUUAGCGAAUAAACAGCAAAGUGA